Messenger RNA from Punica granatum (pomegranate), 1246 nucleotides. Lineage: Eukaryota; Viridiplantae; Streptophyta; Magnoliopsida; Myrtales; Lythraceae. The record is from RefSeq and is a predicted model, not a curated record.
ACCCAACCCGCACCGAGCUCGAAACAUGAACUGAUGAUCCAAGCCGAGCGACACAAGGAAAGACAAUCUCAAAGGUCUCUCUCUCUCUCUCGCUCUGCCUGCACUGCUCCGUUCUCUUGGACUGCUCCGAUCUCUUGGACGCGGCGAUCAAUCGGACAAUCAGUGAUGAAGGCGUCGAAGCGGCCGAUCCAGGUGGUGGCGACAUGGGUGCGGCGGCAGCCGCCGAAGGUGAAGGCCUUCCUGGCCGUCAUCUCCGGCAUGACCGCCCUGGUGUUCCUCCGGAUGGUGGUCCACGACCACGACAACCUCUUCGUCGCCGCCGAGGCUGUCCACGCCAUCGGAAUCUCCGUCCUCAUCUACAAGCUCAUGAAGGAGAAGACUUGUGCCGGGCUUUCACUCAAAUCUCAGGAACUAACCGCUCUCUUCUUAGCGGUCAGACUCUACUGUAGCUUCGUCAUGGAGUAUGAUAUCCACACGCUUCUUGAUUCUGCUACACUGGUAACAACUCUCUGGGUCAUCUACAUGAUCCGUUUCAAACUGAGAUCCAGUUACAUGGAGGACAAAGACAACUUUGCAAUCUACUAUGUGGUGAUACCUUGCGCAGUUCUAUCUCUACUUAUUCACCCCUCAACGCAUCACCAUAUCUUCAACAGGAUUUUCUGGGCAUUUUGUGUGUAUCUUGAGGCUGUUUCAGUGCUACCUCAGCUGAGAGUCAUGCAGAACACUAAGAUUGUGGAGCCUUUCACAGCUCAUUACGUGUUUGCCUUGGGAAUUGCAAGGUUCUUGAGCUGUGCACAUUGGGUUCUCCAGGUACUGGACACGAGAGGGCGCUUGCUGACAGCAUUAGGUUAUGGGCUGUGGCCUUCCAUGGUCCUGCUCUCUGAGAUCGUCCAAACUUUCAUUCUUGCAGAUUUUUGCUACUACUACGUGAAGAGUGUUGUCGGUGGGCAACUUGUUCUACGCCUUCCUUCAGGGGUUGUGUGAUGCGGUAUGGUAUGCAUUACCCAAACAGGACUCGGAAUUGGCACGUUGUGGUUGAUCGGGUUGGGUCGCUUCUGCUCUAGAGAUAGUCUUACUCUUUUAUUUAAAGUCUUUCACUGUUGAUGAUAUAUUUAGACUGUUAGCUGCUUCCUGUUUUGGCAUAUAUUUCUGUACUGCGGAAGCUAUCCUAGCUGUAGCUUAAGUUGCAGCCAUUUAUAUGAAUCAGAAAUUCCAAAACCUGUUCAUAUUGCACAGGAUCCCGUCA